AUGCUGCCCGAGCGGCAGUACCACGCCAAUGGCCGCGCCGGUGCCGUGGCCGGCCGCGAACGCUCAGCCAUGCCCGGCACACCUUCGCGCAAAGACAAGCACCGCGAGAGCUCUGCCCUGCAGGAUCCGGGCUUGAAGGACUACCGCUUAGGUGAAUGUCUCGGAAAAGGCGCCUUUGGCUCCGUCUACAAAGCCUUCAACUGGGGAAACGGCGAGGCCGUUGCCGUAAAGCAGAUAAAGCUCACGGAUCUACCGAAAAGCGAGCUGCGCAUGAUCGAGCAUGACAACAUUGUCAAGUACAUCGGCUUCGUGAAGUCGGUGGACUGUCUCAACAUCAUCUUGGAAUAUUGCGAAAAUGGAUCCCUGCAUUCCAUUUGCAAAUCCUACGGCAAGUUUCCUGAAAACCUGGUCGGUGUCUACAUGACCCAAGUUCUUCAUGGUCUGCACUACCUCCACGACCAGGGUGUCAUCCAUCGCGAUAUCAAGGGCGCCAACAUCCUGACCACCAAAGACGGCACCGUCAAGCUGGCGGAUUUCGGUGUUUCUACGAGUACCCUCGCCAGUGGGCAAGACAAGGAAGCCCAGGUCGUGGGGACUCCCUACUGGAUGGCCCCUGAGAUCAUCCAGCUCUCUGGAGCUAGCUCUUCCUCGGAUAUCUGGAGUGUUGGAUGUACCGUGAUUGAGUUGCUGCAGGGCAAACCGCCGUAUCACAACUUGGCCGCCAUGCCCGCCUUGUUCGCCAUUGUGAACGAUGACCACCCUCCUCUACCAGAGGGUAUCUCUGCUGCCGCCCGAGAUUUCCUAAUGCAAUGCUUCCAAAAAGAUCCCAAUCUCCGAGUUACCGCCCGAAAGCUACUCCGCCAUCCUUGGAUCACGGGGUGCCGUCGAGCGGAAGCGCCUGUCUCAAAAGCACCCUCUAACUUUGACAAAGCCGUGGAAGAAGUUAAACAAUGGAACAAGGCCCUCAAAUCUUCAGAAUCAUCCCUCCGCGCGUCGACCGGUUCCGAGGCUGGUCCCUCAACUCGAUUUGGAGGGACGCCUGGCAAGGCGCCUUUGACUCUUGCCAAGCCUCGGCCUGGUGCUGAAGCUUUCAGGAAACCCGAACUUGCUGAUGACGACAACUGGGACGAUGACUUCACGACGGCCAUUUCGCCCCGCGCACUCCAACUGCCGCAUCUCAAACCACAGGACAAUUUUGGUGGUUUGCUGUCUAGUGACCGCCUCAAGGCAUUCGCGUCGGUCAACGAUGGGAGGAACGACAGCUCCAACUACGAUGAGGACUUUGAGGGGGAGCUUAUGACAAUCAAGGGCCCCCACCAUUGGCAUGAUAACGACCCGCAGGAACAGACGAUUAGGCCGUUGCCCAAGAAGCCCGAGAAACCCAUGGAGCCGUCCAGGUCACAUCACCGGAACAGAUCGAGCGUGAGCAGGGCUGCAGGCCUUUCAGGUUCGGGACGGACCAAAUCACCAACGAAGUCACAUUUUGGCAACCGAUUCGAGCUGCCGCCGAGGCCCGAUGUGGUAUUCCGAGAACAGAGUAUAGAGGACUUUUCAGACCUCUUUGUGGACAACGACAGUGUGUUUAAUCACGGAGUGAACCAGGCAGUCAAGAAGGGCUCACGACAGAGCGAUGCUCCACAACUCUUCCACCCCUCAGACCUCACCACUCUGCCUAGAUCGAUGCAAGAUCCCAUAGCGGGAAGCAUAAAAAAGACACUCGCGUCAAGGCCAACCGUGCUUCCGGAUCGUCCCAUGAGACGCACUCGCUCCUCGAUAGAGAUCCAGAAGUUUGCCGAGGAUGAUGACGAGGAUUUCAGUGACAUCUUUGGACCCGAAGCCCCGAUUGCAGAAGUGGAGGAGAGCGAGCGAGGAUCCGAGGAUGGCGGGCUGAUGCUCUUAUCUAGAGUGUCCAGUAACUCAUGGCUGGGGGAUGACGAAGACGAAGACGACCCGUUUGCAUCAAUGGACCCUGGAUGGGACGAGAUGGAUCUAGAAGCCAACAUUGCCAGAGACAGGCACGCCAGGUUAGCAGAGAAGGUAGAGGGCUUGGUAAGAUCUUUGAAGACGACGGAAGGUGAGGACGCACUGGCAGAGUUCUCUGAAGACCUACUUGCCCUGCUAUGGGAGAACAACGAGGUGAAGAACCUCAUCAUCAGCGCUCAUGGAUUACUACCCAUCCUGGAGAUCUUGGAGCCCUGCACGGUGAAAAGCCGGCAAUACACGAUAUUGCAGCUGCUCAAAGUAGUCAACGCGAUUAUCCUUGACGAUGUCGAAAUCCAAGAGAACCUGUGCUUCGUUGGUGGUAUCCCCAUCAUUACCAAAUUUGCAGCCCGGCAGUACUCGGACGAGAUUCGUCUAGAAGCAGCGGCUUUUGUGCGCCAGAUGUAUCAGACGUCGACUCUGACACUGCAGAUGUUCGUCUCCGCCGGUGGUCUCAACGUGCUCGUCGAAUUUCUUGACGAAGACUACGACAACGCCAGAGACUUGGUUCUCAUUGGCGUCAACGGUAUUUGGAACGUCUUCGAACUUCAGGGCCCGACGCCCAAGAACGACUUUUGCAGAAUCUUCUCACGCAGCAAGAUCUUAUACCCGUUGGCGUUGGUGCUGCACAGAGUUCUCGAUGAAGAAGGCGAAGAUGAGCUGGACGAACUCAUCGAAGGGCGAAUCGUCAACAUAUUCUACCUCUUCAGCCAGGCAGAGAACUACGUCAAGGAGGUGGUGGCGGACCGACAGGUGCUGAAGAGUGUUCUGAAGGACCUACGGCGGAUGACUGCCGUUCACCAAAUCACGAUGCUCAAGUUCAUCAAGAACCUCUCGAUGCUUUCUACAACUAUCGAAUCCCUCCACUCCGCCGACGCCAUCGAAUUCCUCAUCGACCUCCUCAGUUACAGCAUGAAGAAGGGUCAAACGCAUUUCCGGGAAAUCUCCAACCAAGUCCUCAACACCCUCUUCAACCUCUGCCGUCUCAGCAAGGAGCGCCAAGAGGAUGCUGCCGUGGGCGGUAUCAUCCCGCUGUUGCUCCGCAUCAUGCGGACAGACCGGCCACCGAAGGAGUUUGCGCUACCGAUCCUGUGCGAUAUGGCGCAUUCCGGAUCUAAGGGUCGCAGAUAUCUGUGGCAGAACAAGGGCCUUGACUUCUACGUCUCGCUCUUGACGGACCAGUACUGGCAGGUGACGGCGUUGGAUGCAAUCCUGAUCUGGUUGCAGGAAGAGACGGCCAACGUGGAGAGCCACCUCGUGGACGGCCACUUCACCCGCGCCAUCGUCAGCUGCUUCAAUACCAAUAAGCUCAACUCGUUCGACUCGAACCUUCUAGAGCCCCUGCUCAAGCUGCUGCGCCUGAGCCCGUCGGUCGCGGCAUCGCUGGCGAAGCCCGAGAUGUUUGGGGGCAUUUCCCAAAGACUGGGACACAAGAAGGCCGUGGUGCGCCUGAACUUGCUCAGGCUGGUGAGGACCAUCAUGGAUGCGUGCGAGCCAGGGCUCGGAAGCGGCGAUGGAACCAGGUCGCUCAACAGCUCCCAGGUUCGUUCUCUCAUGGACGCCAUCCAGACGCUAUCGGAGAAUGAUUCGGCCGUUCUGGUACGGAACCUGGCUUCGGAGCUGGUCAGGUCCAGCGUCGAAGGAAGCGCAAGACCGCACGAGGUCGUCCCCAGUGUACCGAGCUCGACCUCUUCGCGGCGUUCGGGCUCACGACGCAAUACCAGUUAUACGCCACCGGGCCUACACACGUCCGCGUCCGUCCCGCAGACGCCGACGCAUCGGAGCCGAGCCAGCCUCGCAGGAAACGCAUACAUCGAGGUUGCGGCCAGCCCACGCCGGUCAGCCGCUCUGGAGCGAGAGCGGGAAGGCAUCCUCUACCGGCCCCGAAGCCGAGAUGGACCGACCGGCAUCCCGCGACGCGUCAGCGGAGAGUCCAUGUCGCUGGGCAACGCUGGAGGCAAAAGCCGCCUCCCCCGGACGUCGAUGGCUGGUCCAGGCAGUGCCAGGAUGGACAGAGGCGGUGGCAUCGCCCGGUCUGACUCGCCCAUGGUUGUCCGCAGCGACAGCAGCCUGAGUAAUAAGGAGAACGUCGUCCGCGCAUCAGCCAGCCGCGACGGUCUCAGGAGCCGCGAUGGGCUGAGUAGCAGAGACGGGCUGAGCAGCAGAGACGGGCUAAGCAGCAGAGACGGCAGCGGCGCGCCCCCAAGCCUGGGUCUGUCCGGUAUGACGGCGGCCGGCGUCGGCGUCCACGUCACCAGCAAGAGGCGAAGUCGGGCGCCGAGCGAUGUCAAGUGGUCAUGA
This is a messenger RNA of Ilyonectria robusta, 4281 nucleotides long. RefSeq lists its product as uncharacterized. The record is from RefSeq and is a predicted model, not a curated record. The coding region runs from base 1 to 4281 and encodes 1426 amino acids. Gene Ontology annotation, cellular component: cytoplasm. NCBI's taxonomy places the organism in Eukaryota, Fungi, Ascomycota, Sordariomycetes, Hypocreales, Nectriaceae. The transcript is spliced from 9 exons. Gene Ontology annotation, biological process: protein phosphorylation. Gene Ontology annotation, molecular function: protein serine/threonine kinase activity; ATP binding.